CGAUGGGAGCCGGUGAAGGAAGACCCACUGGUUCUUAUUUCACCUGCCUGAGCUGUUUCUGAACAGUCAUAUCGUUUUAAUGCUGCUUGGAAAGGAUGAAGGGCAUUUUACUUCGCUGUGUUCUUCUCUGGGCGACGUUGCAGCGGAACAACAUGCAAAUGACUGUACCUGCCACAGUGUUGAACUGCUGUGAAGGCGAUAUUCUCCUUCUGCUGGACUCUUCUGGAAGUGUAGCAAACUACGAGUUCUCCCGUCUGUUGCACUUCAGCGGUGAGCUGCUUCGCCCCUUCUCAUUGGGCCGCGGACACGUAAGGGUCGGGCUGCUGCAGGUGGGCACAAACCCGAACCUGGAGUUCGGCCUGGACGUCCACAAGGAUCAGAAAAGCCUGCAGAAAGCUCUGUGGCAAGUCAGCCAGCUGCAGGGAGACACCAAUACAGAGGCAGCGCUCGGGGUGGCCCAGCAGCUCCUGACAGAGACGGAUAAGAACGUGCCAAAGGUUCUGCUGUGGCUGACGGAUGGCGUGCAGCCCGGAGACGUGGACGAGCCGAUGUCUGAGCUGAAGGCGCAGGGAGUUUCUGUGUUAGCUGUGUCUACGGUACACGGCAACUACCAGGUGUUACAGCGUGCAGUGACACCUCCACUGGAGUCUCACCUCUACUCUGUGGACAUAGAUAACAUCGAAAUCAUCACAGAGGACCUGAGGGAGGCCAUUAUCAAAAUUAUUCGUGCAGAACGGCUGCGUGUGGUUCACUUGACCUCCCACAGUGCUGUGCUGCAGUGGCGUCCUCUUCUGAGUGCAGACAGCGGUUACUAUGAGCUCUCAUACAACUCUAUAGGGAGAAGGGACCCUGACACCAGACGCACUCUCUCAGGUGACGCCAGCUCAAUUGAGCUGACCCAGCUGCAGCCUGACACCACCUACACAGCUACCCUCCGCCCCGAGUCCAACCAGAGGCUGUUCAACACACUCUCUGUUAGCUUCACCACACUUCCUGAUGUUUUAGGCCCGGCUGUGGUCUCCGUGUUGGACUCUGGCCCACGUCACAUCCGUGUGAGCUGGGGUCCUCUGCAGCCGGCUCAAGUUAGAUAUACGGUGGAGUAUGGAGCUAUUCCCAGGGGACAUGUCCACACUGUGACAAUCCACGGGCAGCAGAACUCCACCUUACUGACGGGCCUGGAGCCGGGCACUCAGUACCUGGUCACAGUGAGCGCUCGUCAUGACAAUGGCAAAGAGAGAGCCAUGUCUGUAAGAGCGUGCACUCAAGAGGCUGCUCUGCCGGCCCUGACCGACCUUCAUCUGACCCCGGUGCAGCGUCAGGAGGUGCAGGUAGCGUGGACGGCCCAUCAGGAAGGUUUGAGAGGCUACUGGCUGAGCUGGGAGAAACUAAACUCCCACUCGAAGCCCUCCAUCUCCUCCAUCUACCUGCCUCCCAGCUCUAGUUCAACACGUCUCACGCAUCUCGCACCGAGCAGUCGAGUGUGCGUGUCCCCGAUCUACAGCUCGGGCAGAGGAGACGGGUUAUGCUGCACUGCAGAGAUGCACACAGGUGCCAGACAGUGGGGUUAACAACCAGCGUCUGCAGUAAUCAGGCAGCUGGAGCAAAAAAAAAGUGGGUGAAAUGGAGCAUUUUGAGUGCUGGAUGCAUUUGAUAACUUGUGCAGAAAUGAAUAUAAUUAUGAAUAAUAUUAUGCUAAGUUAAAAUGUUCUCCUUGAAAUGAAUUGUAGUGGCAGAAAAAGGCUUUAUCACACAACCCCAGCCCUCUGUCCUCACAGUUCUGAGCAAAAUUUGACAUAAUUAUUCAUUUUAAUCAUCAACUUUGUGGGAAGGCUGCCCAUCAAACACAUCAGUUAGUCAGGAACAUAAACAGCUGCACAGUUAGCAGGUAGGCAUUCACAGUGUGAGCAGCUAUUGUUAGGGCAAUUAUUAUUUAUUAUUAUGAUUAAGUCUGUAAUGUCAGCCUGCAUAAUUACAGAUGUAUUUAUACUUGAAUUUAUAUGAACAGUGUUGUUUUCUGCUUGCAGGUACAGUGCUUAACAAAUUUAUUAGACCACCUGUCAUGUGAACAAGAAAACAUAAAUCUUUUAGAAAUCUUUCAAAAGCUUGUUUAAAACUAAAAUGUUAUUUAUUUAGCAAAUAACAUGAAUUCACCUUUUUAUACCCAGAUUAGAGCCGGCUCACUGGGCUUCAUUCAACCACUAAAACUAAUGUUGCUGUUCAGAAAUGCAAGUAAAUAACUAUAAUUUGACGACUUCUUCAAGAAAUAAUUAUGUUCUUUACUAUUUUUACAUUUUUUUGUAAAACAGUCAAUUUGAAAAUUCCUGGAUAACAGUAAUAAUUAUAUUUUAGCAUUAAAAAUCUAAUUUCUGUUAAAGAGCUUCUACAUAGUGUUGUAUUAACCAUUACAGGAACAUAAUUUUUUUUUUUGGUAAUUACAAAUGCUGUUAAUUUAGGACCGCUGUGGCACAAACCGGGGGUCUAAUACAUUUGUUGAGUACUGUACAUUCAAAGUUUUUGUUCUGCUCUGUAUUUCCUCCUUGACUUGUUGACCUGUCGUUUUAAAUCCUAAUCACAGUGAAAUAUUUUUUGGGCCGAGGCUUCACACAGCAGAGAAGUGACUUUAGUUAGAAUGGAGUAUUGGUUACAGCAUCUGAAACAAGAUAAGCAAGAGGAGAUGACAUAAUGUUAUAAUUAUUAUUGCAACUAACUGAAGAACCAUAAACCAAAAAACUGUCGAGCUGUGUCAUUAAAAAUGCUAGUGCCCUAAUAAACUGCAUCCUGAGAAGCUGAACUACAGAAGCCUGAUGAUUGGGCAAAACAGCAUUUAGUUUUCAUUUCAUUAUUCAGUUUAAUUGGUGGAAAAGAGAUCAAGCUACAUGAGCAUUGUUCAGAGGUCUGAAGCUACAGUGAGAUCACAGGUCACCUCGAACCUUUUUACUCCACUGUUUGAAUUGUUCUCAUAUUUUCUCUUGAAAGUCUGUUUAAAAAAGUCAGCUACAGAGGCACUGAACAUACUGAACCAUCCAAAUCCUCUCUUGCUGUUUGACAAAUCCCACUUGAUCAUAACUGUUUAUUAGCACAGGUUAAACACUACAGAAGGACAGGUGUUGUGCUGUGUUUAAAUGGACCUUUUUCAGCAGAUAUUUUGACUUGUCAUAGCAUGAAAAGGUGAAAUUAAAUCAUUAACAAUGGCUCAGUUCCAAUGAGUGUCCAUAAAAGGGCCUCCUCUAAGUGGAAUGCAGCCAUCAUUAAUGUUAGUUAAUGUACUGGUGCUUCAGAGUCAAAUUCAAAUGAGAGGAUCACCGCAUUGCCUGCUAAUUCUCAGAUUAGCAUAGCACUUAUAGGCAUAUAGAAACAGUGUUUUUUAUGAAAAUGAUCCCAAUGUAUUAAGAUAAAAACAUUGUGUUACACAGCAGUGUCUGUGCAAAGUUAUUUUCCAGAAUCUUUGUAGUUGCUGCAGGAAACAAACUGUUGUAAUGAUGCAUGCUGGCAAAUAUCUUGGAAUAUUUGUAUUGCAUUUGAUCAAAUUCCUGUUUAUGUGCUAUUUUUUUCAUCAUAAUAGAAAUUGUCAAAUAUUGAGAUUCAUUAAUGAGUCAGAAAAACACCAGUUUUUCUCUUGGCUUCACUCAGUGACGGACAUUUAGCAGUUGCAUCAUUAUGUCACACACAGUAAAAUCAGCCAGAUGUGUUUUUGUGCUGCCGUCGGUGAUAAAACGAGAGGGGAUGUGCUGCUGGUGAAGCAUGAAGAUGAUUGUUGUAUUAAAGGUUAUCGGCUCUUUAGAUCAGACUGAAUUCCAGCUGCAUCCUGUUUCUGCGCUUUCUGUACAGUGUUUAGUGCUGAUAGCCAAUAUGGACUGUAAAUAUAUCUUUUUACCGAUAUUUUUUUGUAUUUCACUUUAUAUGCUACUGAAUCUGUGGCCAGGUUUGUCUGGCAAAAUGUCUUUCUGGUCAAAUUAAUAGAAAAAGAUUUUUAUUAAAAAUAUUUAUACAGAG
Centropristis striata (black sea bass) is the source of this 3993-nucleotide messenger RNA. RefSeq names its product von Willebrand factor A domain-containing protein 1-like. The record is from RefSeq and is a predicted model, not a curated record. NCBI's taxonomy places the organism in Eukaryota, Metazoa, Chordata, Actinopteri, Perciformes, Serranidae. Gene Ontology annotation, molecular function: protein binding. The transcript has 6 exons. The coding region runs from base 96 to 1568 and encodes 490 amino acids.